AUGGGAGCCCCAAAGCGAUCCCCCAGCUUCUCUCAUCGCCCCGGCUUCCCUAGCGGCCUGCGCGUGCUGCUGGUGGACAGCGACGUGGAGGCGCGCGCACGCACAGAGGAGCAGCUGCGCGCUUGCGACUACUCGGUGACCUCGUGCGCGUCGUGCGCGGAGGCCGUGGUCCAGCUCAGCUCCUGCAGCGCGUCGGCCUUCGACGUCCUCCUCGCCGACAAGGGCGCGAUCGGCUGCGUCGCCGCGGCGACCGCCGCCGGCGCGGCCGCCAAGGCCGGCCGCAGCGGCCUGCUCGACUCCUGCAGGGGCGUGCCCUGCAUCCUCAUGGCCGCGGACCCGAGCCCCGAUGACGUCAUGCAGGGCGUCAGCCUCGGCGCCGUCGACUUCCUUGCCAAGCCGCUGAGCCAGCUGAAGCUGCGCAACAUCUGGCAGCACACCGUGCGCAAGAUGAUGGGCGACAUGCGGAUCCAGUGCGGCGGCAAGCCCGAGCCGCUGGACCGGACGGCGUCGAGCCUGCCGGCGGCGCUAGCUUGCAUCGACGAGCAGCAGCCGCAGCUGCAGCCGCAGCAGCAGCCGCAGCAGCAGCAGCAGCAGCAGCAGCUGCAGCAGGACCAGCACACAAAGCCCGGCCUGCCCCCCCGCUCCCCCGGCGUCGCGCGGCCGCCGCCCGUGCGCGCGCUGCGCGCGGGGCACCGCCCGCCGCACGCCUGCGUAAGCAGCACCAACCUCGCAGCUUCAGGGCCAGAGCCGAUGGAUGAUGACGCAGAGUUUGAUUUUGAGGCGGCGGAGCCCCCGCGCGCCCCCGCGCCUGCCUGCGACGACGCCACGUGCGCCGCGCCGCGCCCCGCCGCGCCCGCGCCCGCGCCGUCUGUGAGCGCGGCGACCGCCGCCUGCACUGCUGCAACGGCGACCGCGACGGCGACGGCGACGCACAUGACCGCGCCCGUGCCGUCGUGCGGCGUGCCCGUGUCGGGCGCGCUCGCACCGCUGUCGGCGGGCAUGGUGCGGCGGAAAUGGGCGGGCCCUGGGGCUACAUGGGCGGCGGCUGCCCCAUGCCGCCGCCGUUCAUGGCGCCGCCCCCCUUCAUGA
This is a messenger RNA of Monoraphidium neglectum, 1089 nucleotides long. RefSeq lists its product as hypothetical. The transcript is spliced from 3 exons. NCBI's taxonomy places the organism in Eukaryota, Viridiplantae, Chlorophyta, Chlorophyceae, Sphaeropleales, Selenastraceae. The record is from RefSeq and is a predicted model, not a curated record. The coding region runs from base 1 to 1089 and encodes 362 amino acids. Gene Ontology annotation, biological process: cytokinin-activated signaling pathway; phosphorelay signal transduction system.